ACCGAUAAUAACCUCUCCUGUACAGCUCAGCGGCUGGAUCUAUAAAAGGAACUCCGGGUUAAAAACAUUAGUCCUUUUUUUUCUCUCUCUCUCUCUUAUUCUCUGAGAGGCAGAAAGGGGGAGAUACUGUGCCGGGGAGGCUGACAAAAACAUAUUCUCAUAGUACAAGCCAGGAAGCAUCAGAUCUGCACUGUAUGGAAUAGAGGACGCAGUGGUCCCAUGAAUGUGUUAGCUACUUUACAGGACUUACAUCGCUGGCUCUUUUAUAGAUUCCCGCAAUAGGAGGGGGCAAGAGUUAAUGAGCAACCUAAAACUCCUGUUACUGCCACAGCUCCUGCCACAGCUGCAGAGGUGAAGAUUCUGCGCUCUCAGGAGGAGAUGGCUUACUGUACGCAGCUAGGGCUGCUUCUCUGGAAGAACUUUACCUAUAGACGGAGACAGACGUUGCAAUUGUUGGUUGAAGUUGCUUGGCCACUUUUUAUCUUCUUCAUUCUGAUCUCUGUACGUCUUUCGUAUCCCCCCUACGAACAACAUGAAUGUCACUUCCCAAACAAAGCUAUGCCAUCAGCAGGGGCAUUGCCGUGGGUACAGGGCAUUAUUUGCAAUGCAAACAACCCUUGUUUUCGCUACCCAACACCAGGCGAAUCUCCUGGAGUGGUCGGAAAUUUCAACAGAUCAAUAGUAUCUCGCCUGUUUUCCGAUGCAAGGAAGUUUUUGCUAUACAGCCAAAAAGACACAACUGUAAAGGAUAUGCAAGGAUUUCUGGGAAAUUUAAAGAGAUACCAUGGAUCAGGUCUAAAACUUCAAGACUGCUUGACUGACAAAGAGAAAUUCUCAACACUUCUUCGGCAUAAUAUGAGCUUACCUCCAAUUGUUGUGUGGGAGAUAAUGAAUGCUGAUCUCAAGCUAGAACAAGUCUUGAUAUCUGGAUUUCAAAUACACUUGAAGGAUCUGUGUAACAGCUCCAGGCUGGCUGAAUAUGUCACCAUUCACAAUGAAGACGUUGCUAAUUUCACUCAAACUGUUAUCUGUGCACUCCCAGAGGAUAAACUCAACUUUCUGGAGCUUCAAUUUAGGUCUAACAUCGACCUUCUAAAGCCCAUCAUGAAAGAAAUGUCAUCACAGUCUUUCCCUUUUCUAAAAGAAGUGACAAAUAACUUGCUGGAUAGUCUGGGAGACCUUGCCAAAGAGAUUUUUACCAUGAAGAGCUGGGCAGAGAUGAGGCAGGAAGUUAUGUUCUUGACAUCCGUCAACUCUACAGUUUCACCCACCUCAUUAUACCAGGCAGUAUCACGGAUUGUGUGUGGCCACCCAGAAGGAGGAGGACUGAAGAUCAAGUCUCUCAACUGGUAUGAAGACAAUAACUACAAGGCCCUCUUUGGAGGGAAUGAAGGAGGAGAAAAUGGCACAGAAGAAGACCCACAGAUUGUUUACGACAACUCCACAACUCCUUUUUGCAAUGACCUGAUGAAGAAUUUGGAGUCUAACCCUCUGUAUAGGAUGAUUUGGAGAGCACUUAAACCACUACUUAUGGGCACUAUCCUGUAUACCCCCAAUACUCCUGCCACACGCAUGUUAAUGGCUGAGGUCAACAAAACGUUCCAAGAGCUGGGUGUGUUCCGCGAUCUUGGUGCAAUGUGGGAAGAAAUUCGACCAAAAGUUAAAAAAUUCAUAGAGAGCAGCGAGGAGGUGGACCUUAUCAGGACAUUGCUGACCAAUAAAGGUAGCAAAAACUUCCUGGACCGUCAACUUAACUCAUCAGGGUGGACAAGUGACGAUAUCUCAAGGUUCCUGGCCAAAAACCCAGAAGAUGCACAGAUGGAAAGCGGAACAUAUUACACCUGGAGAGAUGCACUCAACGAGACUGACCGAGCUAUCCUGACCAUGUCUCGUUUCAUGGAGUGUGUGAACUUAGACAAGCUGGAAGCAGUGGACACAGAAGAGCUUCUCAUUGAUAAGUCAUUGGAGCUUCUAAAUGAGAGGAAAUUUUGGGCAGGUCUUGUGUUUAUGGACAUGCCCGAAGAUGGCACACAGCUUCCCAGCCACAUCAAGUAUAAGAUCCGGAUGGACAUAGAUAAUGUAGAGAGGACAAACAAGAUUAAGGAUGGAUACUGGGACCCUGGUCCUCGUGCUGAUCCAUUUGAAGACAUGCGUUAUAUCUGGGGUGGCUUUGCUUAUCUUCAAGAUGUUGUAGAACAGGCUAUAAUCAGAGUGCAAACAGGGACAGAGAAGAGGACUGGAGUCUACGUGCAGCAGAUGCCCUACCCUUGCUAUGUUGAUGAUAUAUUCCUACGAGUCAUGAGCCGCUCUCUUCCAUUGUUUAUGACUCUGGCCUGGAUCUACUCUGUUGCUGUGAUCAUUAAAGGGAUUGUAUAUGAGAAGGAGGCCCGUCUUAAAGAAACCAUGAGGAUUAUGGGAUUGGAUAAUGGCAUUCUUUGGUUGAGUUGGUUUAUUUCCAGUUUCAUCCCCCUUCUUAUGAGUGCAGGACUGUUGGUGCUCAUUCUUAAGGUGGGCAAUUUGUUGCCUUACAGCGACCCCAGCGUAGUCUUUGUGUUUCUGGCAGUGUUUGGAAUAGUAACCAUCUCGCAGUGUUUCCUCAUAAGCACAAUAUUUUCCAGAGCCAACCUGGCUGCCGCUUGUGGUGGAAUUAUCUAUUUCACAUUGUACCUUCCCUAUGUGCUGUGUGUUGCCUGGCAAGAUUACGUGGGGUUCCCAAUGAAGAUUUUUGCAAGCUUUCUCUCUCCAGUUGCCUUUGGGUUUGGCUGUGAGUUUUUUGCACUCUUUGAAGAGCAAGGUGUUGGCGUACAGUGGAGCAACCUCUUGGACAGUCCGUUAGAGGAGGAUGGAUUCAACCUUACUACAUCUGCCUUCAUGAUGCUUUUUGAUACUCUCUUGUAUUUGGUCAUGACUUGGUACAUUGAAGCUGUCUUUCCAGGUCAGUUUGGGAUCCCAAGACCUUGGUACUUCCCAUUCACAAAAUCUUACUGGUGUGGGGAGGAGCCUAAAGAUAUCACUCACCCUAACUGUGUCCAUAAUAAAUUAUCAGAAGAUCGCAUGGAAGAAGAGCCCAGUCAUCUUUACUUAGGCGUUUCCAUUCAGAACCUGGUGAAGAUUUACCAUAGUGGCAACAAAAAGGCUGUAGAUGGUCUUACUCUCAGUUUUUAUGAAGGGCAAAUCACUUCUUUUCUUGGACAUAACGGGGCUGGAAAAACUACCACUAUGUCAAUCUUGACAGGUCUGUUCCCACCGACUACGGGAACUGCAUACAUUCUAGGAAAAGACAUACGCUCUGAACUCAGCUCCAUCAGGCAAAACCUUGGGGUUUGUCCACAGCACAAUGUGCUCUUUGACAUGCUAACUGUAGAGGAACACAUCUGGUUCUAUGCACGCCUGAAAGGGCUUUCUGAAGAGAAGGUGAAAUCUGAAAUGGAACAGAUGCUAAUUGAUGUUGGUCUUCCCAACAAGAAGAAGGCCAAGACAAGUCAGCUGUCAGGUGGUAUGCAAAGAAAGCUCUCUGUCGCUUUAGCAUUUGUCGGAGGAUCCAAAGUUGUCAUCCUUGAUGAGCCAACAGCUGGAGUUGAUCCUUACUCUCGUAGAGGGAUUUGGGAGCUGCUUCUUAAAUACAGACAAGGACGUACUAUUAUCCUAUCUACACAUCAUAUGGAUGAAGCAGAUAUACUUGGUGACCGCAUUGCCAUUAUCUCCCAUGGAAAGCUAUGCUGUGUUGGAUCUUCUCUCUUUCUAAAGAACCAGUUUGGAACCGGCUACUACCUAACAUUAGUCAAGAGAGACACAGAUUCAUCUAUGAGCUCAUGCAGAAACAGCAGCAGCACAAUGUCUUAUCUGAAAAAGGAGGAUAGUGUUUCUCAAAGUAGUUCGGAUGCUGGUCUUGGCAGUGACCAUGAAAGUGAUACACUGACAAUAGGUCUCACAGAUGUCUCGGCUAUUUCAAAUCUCAUUAACAAACAUGUGCCUGAAGCUCGAUUUGUUGAGGAUAUGGGACACGAGUUGACCUACGUCUUGCCAUAUGAAGCUGCCAAAGAAGGAGCCUUUGUGGAGCUGUUCCAUGAGAUAGACGAUCGGCUCACUGACCUUGGCAUAUCCAGUUAUGGAGUCUCGGACACAACACUCGAAGAGAUAUUCCUGAAAGUGGCUGAGGAAACUGGAGUGGAUGCAGAAACAUCAGACGGAACACUGCCAGCUAGAAGGAAGAGAUAUGCAUUUGGCGAUCGUCAGAGUUGCCUGAGACCCUUUAAAGAAGAUGAUAAUUUAGAAACUAAUGAUUCUGAUGUGGAUCCAGAGUCCCGAGAGACAGACUGUCUCAGUGGAAUGGAUGGCAAAGGUUCUUACCAGUUGAAAAGCUGGCAUCUAAUGAGGCAACAGUUUGUUGCACUCCUUUGGAAGAGGUUACUUUAUGCCAAGCGAAGCAGAAAGGGUUUCUUUGCACAGAUUGUUCUACCAGCGGUUUUUGUUCUCAUUGCACUUAUGUUCAGUCUCAUUGUGCCACCCUUUGGUAAAUACCCCAGCCUUGAACUACAGCCUUGGAUGUAUGACGAUCAAUAUACAUUUUUCAGCAAUGAUGCCCCUCAGGAUGAAGGGACGCAAGCUUUACUACGUGCCCUAACUGACAAGCCUGGCUUUGGAACAGCUUGCAUGGAAGGAUAUUCCGUUACGGGUGUCUCAUGUUCAGAGGGGGAGGAGCAGUGGAGCACACAGUUUGUCCCAAAGUCUGUAGAAGAACUUUUUCUUUAUGGCAACUGGUCAAUGGAGAAUCCAUCUCCAUCUUGUGAGUGCAGCAAUGACAGGAUAAAGAAGAUGCUCCCUGUUUGCCCACCAGGUGCUGGAGGACUUCCUCCUUUCGAGAAAAAACAAAAUACCUCGGACACUUUGCAAAAUCUCACAGGUCGAAACAUAUCUGACUAUCUUGUAAAAACAUAUGCCCAGAUCAUUGGAAAAAGCUUGAAGAACAAGAUCUGGGUAAAUGAAUUUAGAUAUGGGGGCUUCUCAUUGGGAGCAAGCAGUUCUCCAGAUAUACCUUCCAGUGAGGAGCUGGUGACUUCCAUAAACCACAUGAAGGAUGUCUUUGAACUAGCUAAGGAUGGGGCAGCCAAUCGUUUUCUAGAUAGCCUUGGGACCUUCAUGAAAGGACUGGAUGCAAAAGAUAGUGUCAAGGUGUGGUUCAACAACAAAGGCUGGCAUGCAAUUGGCUCUUUUCUGAAUGUGAUAAACAAUGCAAUCCUGCGAUCCAACCUUCAGGAGGGAGAGGAUCCGGCUUCUUAUGGUAUUACAGCCUUCAAUCACCCUCUUAACCUCACCAAAGAACAGCUGUCUGAAGUUGCACUAAUGACUACCUCGGUGGAUGUCCUAGUCUCUAUCUGUGUGAUCUUCGCCAUGUCUUUUGUGCCAGCCAGUUUUGUGGUUUUCCUGAUCCAGGAGAGAGUCACCAAAGCAAAGCACAUGCAAGUCAUCAGUGGAGUGAAACCUGUCAUUUAUUGGCUAGCCAACUUUGUAUGGGAUAUGUGUAAUUAUGUGGUACCAGCAACAUUGGUCAUCAUUAUAUUCAUAUGUUUCCAGCAAGACUCUUAUGUCUCCUCCUCUAACCUGCCUGUCCUGGCGCUGCUACUCUUACUAUAUGGGUGGUCCAUAACUCCCCUAAUGUAUCCAGCUUCUUUCUUAUUCAAGAUUCCCAGCACAGCUUACGUGGUGUUAACAAGUGUCAACCUCUUCAUUGGAAUAAAUGGCAGUGUGGCUACUUUUGUUCUAGAACUCUUCACCAAUAAUAAACUAAGCAAUAUCAAUGAAAUAUUGAAGUCUGUGCUUCUCAUAUUUCCUCACUUCUGCCUGGGACGAGGUCUUAUUGAUAUGGUGAAAAAUCAGGCCAUGGCUGAUGCUUUAGAAAGAUUUGGAGAAAACCGCUUUGUUUCACCUCUUUCAUGGGAUCUCGUUGGAAGGAACCUUUUUGCCAUGGCCGUGCAGGGUGUAGUGUUUUUCGGCAUUACGCUGAUGAUUCAGUAUCGUUUCUUUAUUAAAUCAAGACCAGUGAAUGCAAAGCUGCCCCCUUUGGUAGAUGAGGAUGAGGAUGUGGCAAGAGAGCGGCAGAGGAUAUUAAAUGAAGGAGGCCGGAAUGAUAUCUUAGAGCUGAAAGGGCUCACUAAGAUCUAUGGGAUAAAGAGAAAGCCAGCUGUUGAUAGGCUGUGUGUGGGCAUCCCUCCAGGAGAGUGCUUUGGGCUGCUUGGUGUAAAUGGUGCUGGCAAGACCACUACUUUUAAGAUGCUCACCGGAGACACUGAUGUGACUGCUGGGGAAGCUUUUCUGAAAGGACAUAGCAUCCUUUCAAACAUGCAAGAAGUUCACCAGAACAUGGGAUACUGUCCUCAGUUUGACGCUAUUAAUGAGCUCCUCACAGGAAGAGAGCAUCUGGAGCUGUACGCGCUCUUGCGUGGCAUUCCUGACAAUGAGGUUUGCAAGGUUGCUGAAUGGGCAGUACGUAAAUUGGGCCUAGUUAAAUAUUCAGAAAAAAGUGCAGGAAGCUACAGUGGAGGAAACAGGCGCAAGCUUUCUACAGCAAUUGCUUUGAUUGGGGGGCCUCCUGUGGUAUUUUUGGAUGAGCCAACUACAGGUAUGGAUCCCAAAGCAAGGCGCUUCCUUUGGAAUUGUGCUCUGAGCGUCAUUAAAGAGGGGAGAUCAGUUGUACUUACCUCACACAGCAUGGAGGAGUGUGAAGCUCUGUGUACCAGAAUGGCCAUAAUGGUUAAUGGGAGGUUCAGGUGUCUGGGAAGUGUCCAACAUCUAAAGAACAGGUUUGGAGACGGCUAUACCAUUGUUGUCCGGAUAGGCGGCACAAACCCAGAUAUGAAACCAGUGGAAGAGUUCUUCAGCCACGCGUUCCCUGGCAGUGUACUGAAGGAGAAGCACAGAGGGAUGCUACAGUACCAGCUCUGCUCCUCACAGUCCUCCUUGGCCAGGAUAUUCAGCAUCCUCUCCAAGAACAAAAAUAGACUUCACAUUGAAGAUUAUUCUGUUUCUCAGACCACACUAGACCAAGUAUUUGUUAACUUUGCCAAGGACCAAAGUGAUGAUGAUCAUUUAAAGGACCUGUCAUUACACAAAAACCAGACUGUUGUAGACGUUGAGCGCCUAUCAUCCUUCCUUCAAGAUGAGAAGGUGAAAGAAAGCUACGUAUGACAAGCCAAAUAGGAGAAGCACAAAGGAUUUUAGUUAAUAACUUCCAAUGGCUAUGAUUGGGACAUAAACGCCAGAAAGACAAAACUCCAGGACUUGCCCUAAGAGGCAUUGUAUACUGGAUAUAGCGCUACCAUUCAAUGCAAUGCAAAUCAAUGCAAUGACAAACAGAAUUCCAUUUAAAGAGGCAGUGCCUCAUGUUGUUUUGUUGUACUGUACUCAAGUGGAAGACUUGAACGUAGAGUCCAGCAGUAUGACAAUGUGAAACUGUAGUGUUGCUCCCACUGGAUCAUACCCAUAUGUGGGUUUAAAACUAUUACGUACAACUUCAUUUUGUAUUCUUCUGUGGGUUUUUUCUCUCUCACAAGAUUGUAACAAUCUUACCAUUAACAAGAGAUGGCCAGAGACUAUUGGUGUUUUGGAGCUAUUGCAAGAUUAUUGUGCACAGGAAAGUCAGACGUCGGUUACCAUGGAUUAGACAUUCUGUGGUUCUUCACUGUUGCAAUAGACGGUAUAAGUAAAAUGAUCUCACCUUUACAUUUAUUUUCUGAGACACAUGGGGAGCAUAGCUGACUUUCGUUAUUACGCCAGUACUCUCAUUUACUGUAGCACAUGGUGAACGACAGCAGAUUUAAGGUGCUAUUCUGUAUCAAACCAUCACUUGCAGAACUGUACCAACCGCACAUCAGUUGGAGUGAAAUAUAUAUAUCUUAGAAAUGUUCUAACCCCCCCCCCCCUCCAUAAUCUUUGGCCUUUAAAACUAUGUUGCAAUGUUGCUAAUUGUUUCAUCUUAUAUUUUAUACUGCAAGUUGUUAAUGUUUUUUUUCCCCUUAAGUUUAGUUGGUAGCAUCGUUACAGGCAUCCUGAAGUAUUACUUUUGGUGUUUCCAUUUUAUUCAUACCUUCAAUAGUACCAUUUUCGUAGAUGUAUAAUCUAAAGUAACAUUUAACUUUGUCUUGUUUCAGUUUCCUCAUUGUGUAGCCUGGGGCACAAAAUGUAGUUUUACACUAAUGAAACUGCAGUUCAUUGGAGUUUGUGUCAAGCCUCUGCUUGCAAAUGGUGUUCGUGUUUUUUUACGAAUGCUACAAAGAUAUUAUAUUGGAGUACUGUGACUCCUGUGUGCUGUUUUACAAACAAGCCACAAUAUUUAUCAGUAUGUUUAUCUAACACGUCUUAUUGUAGGUGUGCUCCUUCACACAGGAACAUGCUUUAAACAUUCGUCUCAAUUCUGUAGCUCCAUACCCUGGAGUUGUCUAAAAUGAUCUUUUAAUUAUUAACCAGUUUUCAUAAGCUUUCAUACAAAAAUGAACGGCUUGUUUGAUUUGUAUCUUCAGGAUUAAGAUUAAACACAAAUUAAAUUGCUAAACAGAUUAAACUUUUUAAUUUUAAACAGAUUUAAAAUAUAUUUAUAUAUAUAUAUAUAUAUAUAUAUAUAUAUAUAUAUAUAUAUAUAUAUAUAUAUAUAUAUAUAUAUAUAUAUAUAUAAUCACCCCUAUUUCACCUCCUGUUUCACCUUGGCACUUCUCUACUAAAAUGUAUUUUUGCUUAUCUAUGUACUAGAUAAAUGUGGCUGUUCAUAUAGGGUAAAUUGUUUUAAAUAGCACACAGUGUUUACAAUCUGCUUCAUAUUGUGCUGCAUUCUCCCAAAGAAUAGAGAUCAAUAAACCGAAGGUUUAAAGGGACAGUCAACACCAGAAUUUUUGUUGUUUAAAAAGAUAGAUAAUCCCUUUAUUACCCAUUCCCCAGUUUUUCAUAACCAACACAGUUAUAUUAAUAUACUUUUUACCUCUGUGAUUACCUUGUAUCUAAGCAUCUUCUGACAGCCCCCUGAUCACAUGACUUUUUAUUUAUUAUCUAUUGACUUUCAUUUUAGCCAAUUAGUGCAGUGUCUGCCACGAGCCACGGGCGUUAUCACAAUGUUAUCUAUAUGGCUGACAUGUACUAGCACUCCCCUGUUGUGAAAAGCAAAUAAAAAAAACAUGUGAUUAGAGGCGGCUUUUAAGGGCUUAAAAAUUAUGAGCCUUCCUAGGUUUACUUUCAACUAAGAAUACCAACAUAACAAAGCAAAAUUGGUAAUAAAAGUAAAUUGGAAAGUUGUUUAAAAUGACAUGCCCUAUUUGAAACAUGAAAGUUUUUUUUUGGACUUGACUGUCCCUUUUAUAAUGGUCAGACAAACACUCAAAAACACACUUAUCUCAGUACCUGUUUCUAUUAUAAAGCGAUUUUCAUUAUUUUUCAUAUACAUUUACAUUGGUGCUGCUCCUUGGGGAAAAGGGAACUCCCUGCACUAGUUGUUCCUACUGAAAAAAAGCAAUAUUGAAUUUUCAGUUAAUUUUGCACCAUUAGGUUUACAACCAAGCUCUUAUCGUUUUUAAACUCUUUUUCAGUCAAAGCAUUUGUGAGGUUGUUAACAACUGCAAACUAUUGGUCUCCAAUAUUUGGGAAAGCAGCAUCUGAAGGUUUCUUGUUUGGGGGAAAAUAACAUUUUGAGGGGAAAAAAAAAAAGUUACCUCUUUUUUGCUGCUGAAUUGCACCAUAUCCACAUAGGGAACACCAGAACCAGAGUUUUAUUGCAUUAGUUUUCUUCAUUAAAUAAGAUUCUGGAAAGGUUGGCUGUUACAUUUGGAUGUAGGUGCUAAAUAAUCAGUUAUCCUGGGAUUUUGUUUUGUAAAGCCAAGGGACUGUUUUAAUUUUAGUCCCAACAUUUGUAUGGUCAGUAAUUCUAUACAUUAAUCAAACCAUGUGUAUCAUUUUACAUGAUGCAAAAACUAGACUUUUGUACUUAUUAAUGCAAAAAUGUCUUUUUGUUUUUUUUUUUACACCUCUAUGCAAGUUGCAUAAUAUAGACCCAAACAUGUAAUUAUCACAAACAAUUUUACUACCGUUUUACAAUACUGCCACAUUAGCUUUGCAUUAAUGUGAGUGGUGUUAUACAUUAAAUUUAUAUAAACUAGCAGAUUCCUAAAUGGUUCUCUGUAUCCAACUCUUUAAUAUGUGCCUAUAUUAACUGGAUUUACUGGCUGCAAAGCUCAGGGUAAUAUGUAUACCAUUUUUUAUUAUUAUUAUUAAAAGAGUGCAUCCUAUACCAGUCUUUGUUUAAAUUAUUGAUGCAUAUAGUAAAAUAAUUUAAGUGCCACAAUUCAUACUUCAACCACUUUUACCAAUGAGGUGCACAUAAUAUAAAUACUUUUGUACCUGUGGUUUACUGUUUGUUAUGAUUAAAUAUAUGUCCACAUGUCCUGAAAUCCUCUCCUGUGUGGCCUAACAGAGAUAACGUAUCUGCAACUGGCUCUAUGCUAAAUGAACCAUAUCAUGCUUAUGUAUGAUGAAAAUUUGCAGACCCUUUUCCUAAACUUACCAAUUAAAUGGGAGAUAUCAUCACCGUAUGCAUACCUAUAUCUCAAAAGUGGUCUGGGAGCUAUACAUAUUAAUGCAAGUUUGUUGUUGCUAUUCAAUAGGGACAUGACAUUUCUCCCAUAAGAUGUGAUGUUUUUACGCAUUAUAUUUCAUUAUGGUUGGUCCUUCAUUCCAAGCACUUUACGCUGUCUUUAAUGGGAUCUACUUUUGCACUGGAAUACCCAUUAAUGUUGCAAAACUAGAUACAACAAAAAGGUUUUACAAAAUAUAAAUUUGUAAGUUAAUUAGUUCAGUUACUAUUUCCAUGACUGAAAAAAAAAAAAUAUUUGUAUUGUCUGUAACUGUUUAAGUAUUAAUAAUGUAUAGGCAGAGAUUUAUGUUAUAAUUGCCUUGUAUUAUGUCACUUAAAUAAAUUUUGUGACACCAAA
Messenger RNA from Bombina bombina (fire-bellied toad), 10967 nucleotides. RefSeq names its product ATP binding cassette subfamily A member 1 (gene ABCA1). Lineage: Eukaryota; Metazoa; Chordata; Amphibia; Anura; Bombinatoridae. Gene Ontology annotation, molecular function: lipid carrier activity; ABC-type transporter activity; ATP binding. The transcript has 50 exons. The record is from RefSeq and is a predicted model, not a curated record. Bases 379 to 7185 code for a protein of 2268 amino acids. Gene Ontology annotation, cellular component: intracellular membrane-bounded organelle; membrane. Gene Ontology annotation, biological process: lipid transport; transmembrane transport.